AUAACAUUAUAUUAUCCUUCGGUUUGACAGUUGGGUCCAGAAAUUGGAGCGAUUACGGAUCGGUAUUCGGUAUUACUGUUCGGCAGCAUUGAAAAGUAGUGUUGAAAUUUGAUUGCUCUACAUGAAAAAAUAAAACUUGUUAAACCGGCUUUGAAUUCAUCGGUCACUUCAGUGAUCCUGCAGUUUUCGUUGCACUUCAAUUAGAUCGGGUGCUUACAUUCGAUUGCCAAUUAUGUCGAUACAGUGGACAUUCAUUGCCGGUUACCUUUAUUUUGAAAUAGCCAUUGUCAUUAUACUAAUAUUACCGAUAUUCAGCCCAAGAAAAUGGCACGCCUUCUUUCAAUCUCGACUAUUUUCUAUUUUCCAACAACAAGCUGCUAUCUAUUUCUACGUACUUCUUGGAGUUUUGGCUUUAUUCCUCAUGGACGCUGUCAGGGAAAUGCGUAAGUAUUCUUCGACUGACCACACGCAUCUAACGAACGAGAUGAAGGGAAACGUGAAACUGUUUAGAGCACAAAGAAAUUUCUACAUCACAGGAUUCGCAAUAUUUCUUGCGUUUGUCAUAAGGCGACUUGUAACUAUGAUUAUUAUACAGUAUGAACUGGAGGUAAAAGCACAAGAGAUAAUUAAGAAAGCUGAGGACACAGUGAAAAUGGCCAAAUCAACAGUUAUAGCGAACACUAUGCAUGAAGCACAGGAUAAUGCAAUCAAGCAAAAAUUAGAAUUGACCGAGAAUUUGUUGGACCAACAGCAAGCAAAAGUAAAAGAAUUAGAAGCGGAGGCUACAAUGUGGCGUCUGAUGUAUGAAGAUUUAAAAAGCAAUGCUAGUGGACAGGGUGACACAUAAACACUGAAAUUGGAUCUGUAUUGUUUAUGAUCAAUAGUUAACCAUAUAUUAAACAAGUAAAAAUAAUUCAUUGAUGGAAACAAGGCAUCAUAUAUUUGACACAUCAUAUCUAACAAAAUAACUUAAUCAUCUUGUAAUACUUAGCUUCUUAACAUAAGUAGUAUUGUAAUAUUGCCAUUUAUAAAGGAAUUCUUACUAUUAAUUCAGUUAAAUUACAUAGAAAGCUUCUUAUUUUCAUUUCAAGUAAAAGAGAAAAUGAGUGAUGAUGUUAAAGGGUGCUGUACUUAAAUGUUGUAAGGAAAAAAUGGUAGGAUAUCUUAAAUGGACUGAUUAAAUUAAAAAAAAAA
Messenger RNA from Zerene cesonia (dogface butterfly), 1194 nucleotides. RefSeq names its product B-cell receptor-associated protein 31-like. The transcript has a single exon. Gene Ontology annotation, biological process: intracellular protein transport; endoplasmic reticulum to Golgi vesicle-mediated transport. Lineage: Eukaryota; Metazoa; Arthropoda; Insecta; Lepidoptera; Pieridae. Gene Ontology annotation, cellular component: endoplasmic reticulum; endoplasmic reticulum membrane. The record is from RefSeq and is a predicted model, not a curated record. The coding region runs from base 233 to 847 and encodes 204 amino acids.